AUGUGGACUCAAACAGGCAUCAUUUUUGUCAUUUUAUGUAUCAAGUCGAAACAAAGUCUGAGAACUGAGCUGGUUCGUGAUGAAAGAUCAUCUGGAGACUCAGAACUUCUCAUCGUCUAUAACAAACUCGCUACAUUGAGUCGAAUCGUCAAUGCUAUCGCUCUCCAAUCGUCUUCUAUCCAAAAAACGGUCAAAAUUAGAGAAGUUAUCACAGAACUUCUUCAAGCCAACACCGAAAGUUUUGCUAUUGUUACCAAGAAUGAUCUCAGUAAGUUCCGUCCGGAACUUGAAGAUUUGGAAACUCGUCUGAAAUCAAUUGCUAGCGACUAUCCAAACGGUAAGAGUACGUUUGAUGAUAUUAACAAGAUCAUGCCCAUGCUGAACAAAGCCACGAACUUCAACAGAUUUAAAAAAGGAAUCGGUUCACAUGUACAAACGUUUCUGGAUCAUAUCAAUGAUAUACAUUUCAAAAACAAUUUUAUCGCAUGUGAUUCGACCGUUGUUGAAAAUGCGAAGAAAUAUUAUGAUCUAUCCGACAAAAAGGAUAUCGUGUCUUUGUAUACCAAUGAGGAUAAACAAACUGUUAAAACAUUGAAAGAUAACAGUGAUAAAUUGAAGAUGUGCAUGCAAAACUUCAAGAACUACGGUAGAAAAGUACGGGAACCAUUUGAUGACGAAUACGAAACAAUCGGCGAUAUCCUACUGAUGAGGCAGAAUAUUGACAAGAUAAAUAAUGCUUCUGAACUGGAAAACUUAGGAAACUAUGUGAAUACCCUGAUGUCGAUGGCAACCAAAUUGGAAAGUUCCAUGAAACAAGAGAAAAUUACAACUGUUGGAAAAAUGUUGAAAAGAGGAAUCCAGCAUCUGAAAACUAUUGCUGAAACCAAAAAUGGUCCUGCUCAUUCAUUGACAGCUGGCUUUCUAGAAGUCGAUGAUCUCAUCAAAGUUUCUGCUGACUUGAAAAGUGACUGGUUCAAAAAGGAAAUUUCUAGAGGAAAAAGUACAGAAGAACUGGAAAAGAGUCUUCAUGGAUUUUUCGAGUUUGGAGAGAGAAUGGUCAAACUGAGGGAACGAUGGAAGAACUUUCAAGCCGAGUUCAGUGCAUCGAGUGAUGAAUUGGAAAUCACCGCAAAGAUGCUGAUAGUAGUAGAAGAUCGCUCACAACAUAUUGAUGUCGAUGCGUUGCAUAGUCUCAAUAACACUGUCAGUUCUUGUUAUGCUAAUGUGACCUUGGAACCCGGAAAUCGGAACUUCACAAAUUUCGAUAUUGAGAAAUUGGUAUUCGAGAAAAUGAAUACAUUGGUCCAUGACGUCCAGAAUUGGGUUGACAAAGUGGUUCUCACCAUAGAUCCUGAUGUUAUCAAUCAUUUUCUUGAUGAUUUAAACAGCCAUACGUUCUCUACAAAGGAUGUUAGUGAAAUGGUCCAAGAAGUUGCACAACUACAUGGUUAUAAAGUAUUUCGAAACUUUAUUUCAAUGUUUGAUGGACUUGAAAAGUUACAAAAAGAAUUCGGAGAUGUUUUCAACACAGGGAAAGCAGAUAAUGCAAAAGAGGAAUUCGAAAAAGUUUUCAAAAAUUUGGGUACAUCCAAUUACAUGAACUUUUCGUCCUGUCUCAAAGAUGGGAAAUUCGCUACACAUUCUAUAAAUGAGGCAAUGAAAUAUGUGGCACCUGCUCUGGAUACAAACCAUUUCGAAGGGACUAAAAAACUGUUCAAACAGUUCUUGGAGAUGAGAAAAUACUUAACCGGUGUUGAGAAACAUAUCAAAGAAAUCGGACAAAAUAUAAAACCAUCAGAAGAUAAUCCUGUUUUGAAGUUUCAAAAAUCAAAGGAAGUAUCAGUUAGUUUUAGCCGAGGAGUAAGUAUGAUUCAUGAAAUGGCAAAAGCGUAUGAGAAGAAAGAACAACUUCUGAAAUCUACAAAAUACAAUCCAGUUGUCAGUAACAUCAUACGAACGAAUAAUUCAAAUGAUUUUGUGCGAACCUUCUGGAAAAAUCCAGCGGAGAAAAUCACCAAACUUCUAAAAGAUCUGACCACUUUGAACGAGUUUGCUGCAACAGUCAAGGAUGCGGAAAUUGAAAAAAUGAAGCAGAUUUUCUUAAAAGCAAAAAAAGUGGAAGGAUUUCCAGAAGUUUUUGGUUCAGUGUACAAUCAAUUGAAACUAAUUCAAUAUUCGGACGGGGAAAAGUUUGGAAACCUGGAGAAUGCCAAAGAAUUGAGCGAUCUGGAUUUGGAUUUCUCAUCUCACAGAGGAUAUUUUCCUGCUGCUUCACUGAGUGUUGGAAACAUUAGAACGUAUUUCGAUGAUAUUUUUGACCUUGUUGACAAGCCUAGAAAAAAACGAACAGUAAAUGCAUUUGGUCUGGUUUUCGGGAUCUCAAUUGCCAUAUUCAUUGUCGUGGCCAUAAUCGGGAUUGUUGGAUAUGGAUUGACUGCAAGUGGAAGAGAAAGAUACAGGAAACUCUACUUUUACUAUUUCCCAAAGCCGAAAGAAUUCGCGAAGCGGUGGAGAUAUUCGCUAUUCAUGGAUCGAGUUGAUGGUAAGAAUGCUCUUUUGGAGGGUGUCCGAGAAAUUCAUAAGGAACAUGUUCUGAAAGCUGUGAAGCGAGGAGUCUACAUUAAUGUGUAUGCUAAUUUUCCACCUGAACUUGGCAACACUGCUCUCCAUUUGGCAACGAAACGAGCUUACCCAGAAAUCGUGGACAUUCUGAUUAGAUAUGGAGCUGAUCGAACACUUUUGAAUGCUCAAAACAAGACCCCAGAACAGAUGAUUCCUUCUGAUUAUCGGGAAAAUCAAAAAGAGAAAAUUGCGAGAUUUGAGCAAGUAGAAAAGAUUUAUAAGAAGUAUCGGAAGAAGAAAUUCCGGUUACAUGUACCUGAUUUAUUUCCAAAUACUUCCUUCCACAUUUACAUUGACGGACGGACUGAUGAUGAACUUACCAAUGCAUUCACCGACAAGUUUCAGGCUAUCUCAUCUGAUGGAUUUCUCCCCACUACAACUCACUGUAUUGUGAAAACUGAUAAGGAAGGACUCUUGGAGACAGACGAUUUGAAAAUACUGCUUUGGAUAUUCAGUGGAGUGAUAAUAGUAAAAGAUUCAUGGAUGACGGAAUGUUUAAAAAAUGAGGAUCUCAUCAAUCAUGAUGCUGAUUUCCUGGUAGAGAAAGUCAAGUAUAAAGGAGUGGUCUAUGAUACUGUAACCCAGUGGACAACUGCAAUGGCUAAAGGAGCAAUGCCAUAUUUAUAUGGAUUCUACGUGGCAGUUGUUGUGCCGGGAUAUGAGAACAGUAAUAGGAAUCUUGAUAGUAGAAAAAAUAGGUUUAUCAUAUUUUCAGUUGCUCUGCUUUCCAACAUUGUGAUGAUGCACGGAGGUGUCAUGCUCGAUAAAUUUCCGGAUAAAGAGGAAUACAAUAUCGGUUCUCGUCCAUAUCUCCAUGUCAACACUUCACCUCUUUUUGUCAUUCACGAUGGAACGGUGAACUUGGACCAUUACAAGAAUGACCCGGAUAAAAUGUACACUUUGUUCACGGAACAAGAAUUCAUAAUGUUCAUGCUGAAACGAGAUGUUCAUGUGAAUCCCAACCCAAAUCCUCCACCAGUUGCAAUUAACGGACUAAUUGAUUGA
Messenger RNA from Caenorhabditis briggsae, 3627 nucleotides. The transcript has 7 exons. NCBI's taxonomy places the organism in Eukaryota, Metazoa, Nematoda, Chromadorea, Rhabditida, Rhabditidae. Gene Ontology annotation, molecular function: protein binding. The record is from RefSeq and is a predicted model, not a curated record. The coding region runs from base 1 to 3627 and encodes 1208 amino acids.